CAGUCAAUCACGCUGGUUAGUAAGCACUGCUGUUUAGUCCUUGCCAUUACCACCUACCUGUAUGUGACAAUUCGGGCAGAUUGCAGCAAAGAUUGCGCUUCCUGUGCUUACCAUUUGGGGCAAGCAACUGAAAUCAACGCUUUGACAUGCACAUUGGAAUGUGAAGGACAACUGCCAUCUGCCAAAGCCUGGGCAACCUGCAAAGAGCUUCUUCAAACAGCCAAGGAGGACAAUGCAUCAGAAGCUGAGAAAGAGAUAGAUGAUAGCCACUUACUAGCCAAAAAAUAUGGUGGAUUUAUGAAGCGAUAUGGUGGCUUCAUGAAAAAGAAAAUGGAUGAGCUGUACCAUACCGAACCAGAGGAAGAAUCUACAGGUGGAGAGGUUCUUGCUAAGAAGUAUGGAGGUUUCAUGAAGAAAGAGUUUGACAGUGAUACUUCAGAUCUCCUCAGAGAGCUUUUAGGUACUGGUGCAGAUGCUGACAGUGACACACCAGGAGAAGUGAACAAAAGGUACGGAGGCUUCAUGAGAGGUUACAGAAGAAGUCCAGAUGUUGAAGAUGAAGCUAAAGAGCUGCAGAAGAGAUAUGGUGGCUUUAUGAGAAGAGUAGGCAGACCUGAAUGGUGGCAGGACUACCAGAAAAGAUAUGGUGGGUUCAUGAGGCGCUUUGCUGAUUCUUUUCUUCCUUCAGAUGAAGACGGUGAGAGCUAUUCCAAAGAAAUCCCAGAAAUGGAUAAAAGAUAUGGUGGAUUUAUGAGAUUUUAG
Molecule: messenger RNA, 762 nt
Organism: Staurois parvus
Lineage: Eukaryota; Metazoa; Chordata; Amphibia; Anura; Ranidae
Source: the annotation of a GenBank genome assembly